GUUUUUCUCCAAGAUGGCCGGUCACACAUGAAUUUUGCACAAAGCUCGCUUGUUUUUGUUUUCCUGGUGCCAAACUCACGGAAUACUCCUCCUGAUAGCGCGAAAUGAAACGAUUUGUGCGGACAUAGCUCUUUAAUGAGGAAAACUCAUGCAGUAGAUAGCUGUUUUCAUGUCGGUGCUGAUUUGCCCUUGUAUUGUGGAACAGUCUCACAAGUCCUCUGGAGAAAAGCUGGCCACAGACAUGAGCCCUGAGAAUCAGCUGGGAUUCGAGUUACAAGAGGACGCAAGAAAUCCCAAAACUAAAUCUAAACUAGGCAAAGUAGUCCUCGGAAUUACAGGCGCUGCAGCUGUUGGAAUUGUUCUGGUGACCACGCCAUUUGUAACGCCAGCUUUACGAAAAAUUUGUCUUCCAUACGUACCGGCCACAGAGAGACAAAUUGCUAACAUAUUACGAAUAGGACAAGCUUCCAAGCAUAAUGGAUCAACAUUGGUGGACUUGGGGAGUGGGGACGGGAGAGUGGUUUGUAUCAUUUUCAAUGUCACCCAGGAAUGUUUGAUGGGGAGGGGCUAACAUUACUUUAAGCGCCAACCCACACCUGCCCCCAUCUCCCUUCAUUAACAGUUGUGUACCGGAAAAAAAAUAACCGGAUGAGCAUUCGCCCCUUUCACCUUAACAUCAGUAUCCAUUUUCUCCUUACUCCUCUUCUAACAAGGAGAAUUCAUGUAACAUUCAAUGCUUCUUAGAGUACAAACCAACACAAUGACUAGCUGGUAGCACACUGCACAGGUAUUGCAGAGGUUUCAAGGUCAAAUCCCAUACUGAAUUUUUUUUUAAGGCCUUAUUUUUACUAAAGUAACUGCUAAAUAGAGUUCAUUACAGCGGAGAUUGCUUCAAUAUGCGCUUCUUAGAUUGGUGAUCAUUUCCUUUAUUUCUAUGAUCUUAAUGAAUGAUUCAGCUGCAUUUAUGUCAGGAGAAAUUAGAUGCUGGUCACUCCAAGGGUUUUAAGGGGUUCAUAGGUAAUCCUAGUUUUUUAUAGUAUUGAUGUCAGACUAAAAGCAAAAAAAAAAAAUCUCAUUGGUCAUAUCGAGGAUGGAGUCCAGAUGUCUUGGACAGUCCCUCUGGGUCCCCUACUGUGCUUGCUCUGGCAAUUAAUAAGGUGGAACAGAAAUAUGUGACAUACAAGUUGAAAAUCAUUCUAUGUAAAUUUUGGAUCCUUUUAUUUAAUUGAUAGGUAAUUGCUGCAGCUAGACAAGGUUACCAAGCUCAUGGUUAUGAACUAAACCACUGGCUGGUUUGGUACUCAAGAUUACAGGCCAGGUUACAGGGACUUCAUCACAAAGCUACAUUUUCAAGAGCUGAUUUGUGGAAGGUGUUUUAAUUUAUUUGUUUCUGUCGUUUAUAUUGUAACUCUAGUUGGAGGUCUUUUUGCUGACAACUUUUGCUUCUCACCAUGGUAACCAAAAGUUCACAGCUUGUAGCACAGGAUACCAGAUUUUUCUUUAUCAUCUGGACCCUGACUGGGUUUUCUUCCAUUUAUUCACAGGUUAACCUGUCAACAUUUGACACCAUUCUAAUAUUUGGAGUCUCAGAGAUGGUAAUGUUAUGCUGGUUAAACAAUUUUUAAAACAGUCUUAUUUUCAUUUUACAUUAUAUUAGCCCUAAAAGGUUUGUCUCAGAUCUCUAAUGGCCAUAACCUGAGACACAGGGAAAAGCUAUGUUGUGUUUGAAAUACUCUGAUUGAAAGGGAAAGUUGAACCACAUAGUAAUAUAUUAAACUAUCCUUGAUUACUCACAACGGCUAAUGGUGGCUCUUAAUUAAUGCCGUUAUCAAUAUUUAUUGUUUGAACUUGUGUAAUAAUAAGUCUCCUUAAAAGAGCAAAGGUUUAUUUAACCUUUGCUUGCAGGAAAAUGUUAUACAAUGCCCUCAUCAAGCCAAUACUAGAGUAUUGUUGUACGGUCUGGGGCAACUGUACCGUUGGUAAUCUCUAAAGAGUUUUACGACUACAGAAACGAUGUGCUAGGCUUAUUUUAGAUGCUGAUACUCACAAAAACUCAGUCAAGCUUUUUAACAAAUUACAUUGGCUGCCUAUAGAUGAGAUCAUACGUAUUAGGAAGCUUUAUUUGCUUCAUAAAAUAAAUCAAGGACAUUGCCCGACUUAUUUUAAUAAAUAUAUUGAACAUAUAAGUAACACCCAUAAUUAUAACACGAGAUCCGCUUCUAAUAACAAUAUUACAACACCAGCUUGUAAAAGGAACUCUGGCCUUAGAAUGUUUCACUCAAGCGCUUGCCGUUUGUGGAACGCUCUUGAUCCCGAACCAAAGACACUCUCUCAUACUAAUUUUAAAAAUUACUUAGUUAAAUUUUACUGUAGUAUGACUUCUUUUCUUGAUGAUUUUAAGAUUCGUAAAACUUUUUAGUUUCAUUAGUAGUAAAUCAAUCAAUAUUGUAUUAAUAGUAGUUCUUAAUGUAAUUUUAGUUUGUAGAUUAUAUAGGUAGUCAAUUAUUCAAUCGAUACAUCUUAGUACUUUAAUUGUAGGAGGGCCAUUAUGAAAACUACUGGGUGACCAGUAAUCAAUGUCUUUACCCUCGUUAAAUAAAGUUAUUACUUACUUACUUAAUAAUUGUUUCUUUCUACUUGGAAAUAUGUAGAUGCCAAAGCUCCAAGAUAAAUUCCAGGAAGAAAUGAAGGAUGAUGCUCAAAUAUUAGCUUGUCGCUUUCCAUUACCAAACUGGAAACCAACAGAUAUGAUUGAGGAAGGAAUUGACAGUGUAUGGUUGUAUCAAAGACCAAAACAUUGAAAGGGCAUUUAGAGUAGGAUGGAAGUUUGUAAAUAAAUGGGAAAUCAGAGAGGAGAUACUUGUGUACUGCUUUAUGUGACAGCUUUGUGAUCAAUAUAAAUUGCCAGACCUGUAAAAUUUACAUGGCAGUUUGCAAGUUAAAAAUUGAACUUGUCUCAUUUCUUUAGGUGGUGUCAUUUGAGUAUGCAGAGCUGCUGUUUAUAUUUAAAACACAACCUUUUCGCAAUAAAAUCCAUGUGCACA
Pocillopora meandrina is the source of this 3044-nucleotide messenger RNA. Lineage: Eukaryota; Metazoa; Cnidaria; Anthozoa; Scleractinia; Pocilloporidae. The record is from the annotation of a GenBank genome assembly.